UCAAAUUAUAAACGUCAAGAAAAUUAUAACCUCAAUCAUUUUGGUAUAUUAAAGUGCAUUCGGUUUUAUAUUAUGCUCUGUUUUAGUUUUAAUUGUGUUAAUAUUUAGUGGUUAAUUCUUACAAUUGGAAUAUAAAGUGAUUCUUAUGAUCCCGUAAACGUAAACCAGUACGACCUACAAAACAAUAGUACCUACAAUGGAUACAAGCAAAGGACUUGACCAUCGUUGCUUUUCCGAUGACAAUUUUAAUGUCGAUUAUUAUUUAUCAACUCACAUGCAUAAAUGUGAUUUACUUACUCUAAGAAAAGAGUUAAAAAAGUAUGGGGCCCAGUUAUACAAUGAAACUAUCAAUAUUUUAAAGACAGAAACUAAAUCUAUUGUGCAUUUUGCUGAAAGUUUAUGUUUGCUUCAGUCAAAAGUAUCUAAAUUAUCCCAACCAGUUUUACAGUUUAGAGAAGAAAUCAGGACAAUUCACGAUUUCAUAACAAAGAUCCAAGACAACUAUCAGAACAUAUCAAGAAAUCUUCAAAACAGUGACCGAGAACAACAUUUAAUUAAUCUUAAAAUAGGCAUAAUUUCAUCAAUCACAUACAUUAAGUGCACUAUAAUGCAUUCUGAUUUAUCUAAAGAAGAUUUAAUGACAUUAAAGUGGCUUGUAAAUGAAUAUUCGUUUCAACUAAAUUAUUUGAAAGAACUAGGAUUUAGUCAUUCUGAUUUUGGAGCUUACAUUAAUGAAGUUGAAAACAAAUUAAAGGAAUGCAUAAAUAAAGCAUUUUUUAAGGCAUUUCAAGAGAAAGAUGAGAAAACAAUUUUAUGCUGCUUAAAGCUUUAUCAAAGCUUAUCAGAGCAAGCAGAAGCUGAAAAAAUUAUAAGGGAAAAAGUAAUUAAACCAAAAUUGAAAAUGAUCUUUUCCCAAGAAAAUCUUGAUAAGAACUCACAAGAUUUAAAUAUGUUGUAUUCAGAAUCAUUACAGAUUUUACAGAAUGAAAUUAAUAUACUAUACACUUUAAUCAAUCAAAAUUCUGAAUUGACUGGAUUUAACUUCAUAAUCAAUAGCUUUUGGAAAGAAGUUGAUAUAGAACUUAUAGAAGGUUUAUCAAACAUUACAGCACCAGGGAAUCCAUAUUUGUUCCAAAAAAGAUUCCAUGAUUCUUGGAACUUUUUACUGGAGAUAAUGAAACAUGAUCCAAAUGCGGAACAAAAUAAAUGUCAGUAUUAUCAAGCUCAUAUAAAACGCUUCAAUUUGCCAGUUUAUUUUGAGAUAAGAUAUCAACAAAUUGGUGCUAAGCUGGAACAGAGCAUUAUUGAGGAUUCAACAAUUACAGGAAACCCACAAUCUGCCCAGAAGAAAUUAUUUUAUUUAAAUCCAACAGACGUUCUUUGGGAAUGUUUAUGUUCAUGUUUUAGUAAAGAAGUUUUUUUGGAACAUUUGACUGACCAAUUUGUUAGACUUUCAAUGCUACUUUUAUCAAGAUAUUUGAAAUGGCUAGAAGAUGUGUUUGCAUCAGAGGAAAACGACAAAAAUAAAUUGGAUAUUUUUUUCAUACACUGCUUAGCUGACUUAAGUGCACUACAAACUAAAGUUGGUUUGAAAUUUUGUGAUCCCAUAGAGUCUAGUAUAUAUAGAAUUCUUCCUGAGAAGGUGAAGAGCAUUCUAGUCAAAAUUUUCAAAACAAAUGGCACUAAAAUUGAAUCAACCGAAAACGUAAUAAAAAAUAAAUUAAUUUUAAGGAAAGUACAGUCAACACAUAAUCAUUUACAACAAGUUCGUUCAAUUCCUCGUAUUUAUCGAAAAACGAAUCGUAGCGCCCCUAAAGUUCCCAGCCCUUACGUGAUAGAUUUAAUUAGCGAUUUAAAACGUUUUCACGAAGCCCAUCAUAAUACUGGUGUAUCCGAAAACAUUUUAGUUAGUAUAAUUGAAAAAACAAGUGAAAAGUAUUUAGAUUUAAUAAAAGAAGUGUUACAUUCUGUAUCUGAAACUGAAAAAUCAUUGAGACGAUUAAAAAAUCGAAGUUUAACUAACACAGAAGAGAUAUUUACUAAUCAAGGAGGUUCUGAAGCAGUUUCUGAUGAAAAGAAAAUUAAAAAUCAAAUUAAACUUGACGCCGAUUAUUACCUAAAAGAGGUCAAACAAUUUCCUAUACAACAAGAUUGUUUAGCAAUAAAUAACCUUUCCCGAAUUGACUUUUUAACAUGAUUAUCUAUUUUGUUAGUUAAAUAAUUAAUUGAUAGUAUAAAAGUGAUAUUUGGUAUUGGUAAAAUAUACAUUCUAAAAUAUUUCUU
This is a messenger RNA of Agrilus planipennis (emerald ash borer), 2283 nucleotides long. RefSeq names its product conserved oligomeric Golgi complex subunit 2 (gene Cog2). Gene Ontology annotation, biological process: intra-Golgi vesicle-mediated transport; Golgi organization; protein transport. Bases 197 to 2197 code for a protein of 666 amino acids. Lineage: Eukaryota; Metazoa; Arthropoda; Insecta; Coleoptera; Buprestidae. The transcript has 6 exons. Gene Ontology annotation, cellular component: membrane; COG complex. The record is from RefSeq and is a predicted model, not a curated record.